This is a messenger RNA of Dovyalis caffra, 1149 nucleotides long. NCBI's taxonomy places the organism in Eukaryota, Viridiplantae, Streptophyta, Magnoliopsida, Malpighiales, Salicaceae. The record is from the annotation of a GenBank genome assembly.
AUGGAUCCGGAGGCUUUCACGGCGAGUUUGUUUAAAUGGGAUACGAGAGCAAUGGUGCCACAUCCUAACCGUCUGCUUGAAAUGGUGGCGCCACCUCAGCAACCACCAGCUGCGGCGUUUGCUGUGAAGCCAAGGGAGCUAUGUGGGCUAGAGGAGUUGUUUCAAGCUUAUGGUAUUCGGUACUACACGGCAGCAAAAAUAGCUGAACUUGGGUUCACAGUGAACACCCUUUUGGACAUGAAAGAUGAGGAGCUUGAUGAAAUGAUGAAUAGUUUAUCUCAGAUUUUUAGGUGGGAUCUUCUUGUAGGAGAGAGGUAUGGGAUUAAAGCUGCUGUUCGAGCUGAAAGAAGAAGGCUUGAUGAAGAGGAAUCUAGGCGUAGGCAUUUGCUCUGUGGUGAUACUACUACUAAUACUCUUGAUGCUCUUUCCCAAGAAGGGUUGUCUGAGGAGCCAGUACAGCAAGACAAGGAGGCGGCGGGAAGCGGUGGAGGAGGGACAUGGGAGGCAGUGGCAGCGGGGGAGAGGAAGAAACAGUUGAGGCAUAAGAAGAGCCAAAGAAAGGUGGUGGACAUUGAUCGAGAUGAUGAAAAUGAGGACGAUGAACAUGGUGGUGUUAUCGGUGAGAGACAGCGGGAGCACCCAUUCAUUGUAACAGAGCCUGGUGAAGUGGCACGUGGCAAAAAGAACGGUCUUGAUUACCUCUUCCAUUUAUAUGAACAGUGCCGCGAUUUCUUGAUCCAAGUCCAAAGCAUUGCCAAGGAGAGAGGAGAAAAAUGCCCCACCAAGGUGACAAACCAGGUGUUUAGGUAUGCCAAGAAGGCAGGAGCAAGCUACAUCAACAAGCCCAAAAUGAGACACUAUGUGCAUUGCUAUGCUCUACAUUGCCUAGAUGAAGAUGCAUCUAAUGCACUUAGGAGAGCAUUCAAGGAGAGAGGAGAAAAUGUUGGAGCAUGGAGACAGGCUUGUUACAAGCCUCUAGUGGUCAUCGCAUCGCGCCAAGGCUGGGAUAUAGAUUCCAUUUUCAGUGCUCAUCCUCGGCUUGCCAUUUGGUACGUGCCUACCAAGCUCCGUCAACUUUGUUACGCAGAACGCAAUAGUGUCACUGCUUCAAGCUCUGUCUCUGGUAAUGGAGGUCAACUGCUGUUUUGA